CUCCACUUUUAAACCUGCACAUUUGGAAGAUGAAGAAGAUUGUCAAUCACAUAUCAAUUAGAAAAACUCGAGAUGAAGCAGAACCGCCCAGUACGGAUAGCAGGAGCAUCAGGCAGUGCCUCCGACCGCCGCCAUGCAAUCGCUGCGUUCGCAGCAAACUACCCCUCUGAUCCAGUGGACGUGAUAAUCGGCGAUUGGCUAUCCGAAGCCAACAUGGCUGCCCUAGCCUAUAAAUCCCAGCUACCAAACGAAAUACUCUACGAGAAAACCUUCCUCGAAGCUCUGUCUCCGGCUCUGCCGGACAUUGCUAAGUAUGGAAUUAAAAUAGCAGUCAACGCCGGAGGUAGUGAUACAAAAGGAUUAGCCGAUGUCGUGAAGAAGCUGCUGAAAGAGAAAGGAUUAGGAGAUAAGUUAAAAGUCGCCUGGAUCGAAGGAGACGAUGUUCUUGAAGUCAUCAAAGAAAAGCUACAAGCUAGCGAGAAGAAGAAACAGAGCAAAUGGCAACAGAUCCGCAACGCACCAAUGGGCAAAAUGAGAGACGGAAUGAGUAUCUUCGACGCUUGGAUGGAAGGCGAAGACGUUUCCGCCGAAGUGAAAUCCGUUCUCUCUCGCCGAGACCCAGAUUUUUGGAAUAUCUGCACAGGGGAAAAGCUGCAAGAUUGGGUAUUCAAGGAUCAGAUACUGGCAGCGCAAGCUUAUCUUGGUGGCUUGGGUAUCGCUCGUGCUUUUCGGGAAGGAGCAGAUAUCGUGCUCUGUGGCCGAGUGUCGGAUGCUAGUCCCGUGAUCGGAGCAGCGUCGUGGUGGCAUAAUUGGUCCCGAGAGGAGAAUUUGGAGGAGUUGGCGAACGCUUUGGUAGCGGGACAUCUAAUCGAAUGCUCGAAUUAUGUUUGUGGAGGGAAUUUUUCUGGGUUCAAGGCUUUGGAGCCGACUGGGUGGGUGGAUAUUGGGUAUCCGAUUGCAGAAAUUGGGAAAAGAGGGGAUAUGAUUAUCACAAAACAGAAGGGAACAGGUGGAUGUGUUAGUGUCGAUACCUGCAAAGCUCAACUGUUAUACGAGAUCCAAGGACCAUGGUACUUCAACAGCGACGUUACUGCUGUGAUUGACCAGAUUGCAUUUGAACACUUGAGCUUAGAUCGUGUCAAAGUCUCCGGAAUCAAAGCACUGCCUCCUCCCCCAACUACAAAAGUGGGUAUCACCGCGGAUGGUGGGUUUCAAGCUGAGGUCCAUUGGUUCUUGGUCGGGCUUGACAUCAAAGACAAAGCCAGGAUGUUAGAGUCGCAGAUCCGCCAUGCUCUCGGCGACACCUCAAGAUUCCACGUCCUGAAAUUCACGCUCAAUGGUACAGCUGCAGAGAACCCAACAGACCAGAAUUCGGCAACAGUCGAUUUCAGAAUCUUUGCACAAGCGAAAAACGCAAAUGAAGUUGCUCCUGACAAUUUUCUGAGGCCGAUAAUCGAUUUGAUAAUGUGUAGCUACCCCGGUGCGACUUUCCACCUUGACUUCCGCCAAGGAAUACCGAAGCCUAUCCAGGAGUACUUUGUGACGCUUCUCCCCCAAGCCAAUGUUCAGCACGUGGUUCACAUGCAUGAUGGACGAGAUCUGAAGAUCGAGUAUCCCAAGCGCAGCAAGACAUUUCCUCAAAAUCAGCCAAGCCAGGACAUAUCGUUGGUUUCGUCGAAAGAUUUUGGUGAGACGAUCCGAGGUCCCCUUGGUUGGUUGGUUCAUGCCAGAUCUGGUGACAAAGGUUCAAAUGCGAACGUUGGUUUUUGGGUCAGACAUCAAGACGAGUAUGAUUGGAUGAGAAUUUUGUUGAGUACCGAGAAGAUGAAAGCAUUGCUCGCCGAUGAAUAUAAUGGGAAGAACAUUGUACGUUGCUUCCAUCUAGACCGUUUCGAGCUACCAAACAUCUUAGCCGUUCAUUUUCUCCUCCAUGACCACCUUGAACGAGGUGUCAGCUGGUCGAGCACGUAUGAUUUCUUGGCGAAGAAUGUUGCCGAGUUCCUUCGAUGUCGACACGUUGAUUUGCCAAAACGAUUUCUCAAUCGAGGAAAGCUUUAA
Messenger RNA from Mollisia scopiformis, 2058 nucleotides. Its product is annotated as DUF1446 domain-containing protein. The transcript has 5 exons. Bases 73 to 2058 code for a protein of 661 amino acids. Lineage: Eukaryota; Fungi; Ascomycota; Leotiomycetes; Helotiales; Mollisiaceae. The record is from RefSeq and is a predicted model, not a curated record.